Molecule: messenger RNA, 4503 nt
Organism: Brienomyrus brachyistius
Lineage: Eukaryota; Metazoa; Chordata; Actinopteri; Osteoglossiformes; Mormyridae
Product: prostasin-like
Exons: 10
Coding region: 900-2936 (678 amino acids)
Biological process (GO): proteolysis
Molecular function (GO): serine-type endopeptidase activity
Source: RefSeq, a predicted model, not a curated record
GGCGACGAGCUGGAGUCAGGUCAAGACCCCGAUGAGGACGACGAGCAUGCAGUUGAGCUUCCCUGAGACGGUUUCUGACAGUUUGUGCAGAAAGUGUUUGGUUAUGCAAACCAAUUGUUUCAGCAGCUGUCUGAGUGGCUGGUCUCAGACGAUCUUGGAGGUGAACCUGCUGGAUGUGGAGGUCCUGGGCUGGUGUGGUUACACGUGGUCUGCGGUUGUGAGGCCGGUUGGAUGUACUGCCAUAUUCUCUGAAACGCCUUUGGAGACGGCUUAUGGUUGAGAAAUGAACAUUCAAUGCACGAGCAACAGAUCUGGUUGACAUUCCUGCUGUCCGCAUGCCAAUUGCACGCUCCCUCAAUGCUUGUGGCAUCUGUGGCAUUUUGCUGUGAGACAAAACUGCACAUUCCAGGGUGGCCUUUUAUUGUGGGCAGUAUAAGGUACACCUGUGCACUACCCAUGAUGUCAGAUCAGCAUCUUGAUGUGGCACACCUGUGAGGUGGGAUGGAUUAUCUCAGCAAAGCAGAAGUGCUCACUAUCACACAUUUAGACUGAUUUGUGAGAAAUGUUUGAGAGGAAUGGUAAUAUUGUGUAUCUGGAAUGCAUUUUAGAUCUUUAAGUCCAUCUCAUGAAAAAUGGGAGCAAAAACAAAAGUGUUGCGUUUAUAUUUUUGUUCAGUGUAGCUUUUGAAGAAAGGAAAGAAUCAUACGGUUCUAUAUAAGAAAUGACAACAAGGAAGAAGGAAACACAGAUGAGAAAAGUGAUGUCUAAGGGGUUGGGAAUGUUUGAAACUCCUGCAGCCAGAGUAGGAUGUGUUAGUAGCUGAACUGGUCCACAAUAUAAACUGCUGGAAGAAAGAGAGAUAUGCAAACAGAGACAGACCGGAGUCUGAGCUUCAUGCAAUGGCAUUCAGGAGCUGCGUGCUUUUUGUGACGGUGCUUAGCCUACUGGAUACAGAGUCAAACGCACAAUCGAAUGUGUGUGGUCAAGCUCCACUUAACACCAGGAUAGUGGGGGGUCAGAACGCCCCCGUGGGGAGUUGGCCCUGGCAGGCCAGUCUACACUGGAAUGGUCAACAUGUGUGUGGAGGGUCCCUAAUCGACAAUAUAUGGGUGCUCUCCGCUGCCCACUGCUUCUUGAUAUAUAGCACAGAUACAAAUGACUGGACUAUUUAUCUGGGGCUUCAGGAACAACUUGUUUCAAACCCAAAUGUACAAGUCAGAAACAUCAGCCUCAUCAUUUCUCAUCCACAAUACAACAUUGUUACACAAGACAAUGACCUGGCUCUUCUGAAGCUCAGCAGCAAUGUAAACUUCACCAACUACAUCCAGCCCGUUUGCCUGGCACCCAGUAGCAGCACCUUCUACACUGGCACUGAGACGUGGUUCACUGGCUGGAGAACUGUUGCCAGUGGUUACUCCCUCCCCUCACCUAACAUCCUACAGGAAGCACAGGCACCAAUCAUUGGAAACGAUAAGUGUAAUUCUUAUUGGGACGGCGCCGUCACAGCCACCAUGAUGUGUAUUGAUCUGCUAGGAGGAGGAGAUGGCUUAUGUCAGGGAGACUCAGGAGGUCCACUGGUGGUCAAACAGGGGUCUGCUUGGAUCCAGGCUGGGAUUGGGAUUUCAUCUCUCUGCAUGGAGUCCUACUACCCUGGAGUCUAUACCAGGGUGUCUCUAUAUCAGGCCUGGAUCAAUUCUAUCAUCACCACCAACCAACCAGGAUUUGUGACAUUUACCUCCAGUGGGAUAAACAAUGACUCCUGGAAUUCGUUUCCCUCCAGUACCUCAAUUCCAACCACUGCCACCACUACUACCCCCACCACUGCCACCACCACUGCCACCACUACUACCCCCACCACUGCCACCACCACUAUCCCCACCACUGCCACCACCACUAUCCCCACCACUGCCACCACCACUAUCCCCACCACUGCCACCACCACUGACACCCUCACUACCACCACCACAGCAACCACCACUGCCACCACAACUGCCACCCUCACUACCCCCACCACUGCCACCACCACUAUCCCCACCACUGCCACCACCACUGACACCCUCACUACCGCCACCACAGCAACCACCACUGCCACCACCACUGCCACCACCACUGCCACCCUCACUACCCCCACCACUGCCCCCACCACUGCCACCACCACUGCCAAACCAGGUGUAUGUGGUCUAGCUGCCCUGAACAACAUUGGGAGCAGUGGGUCGGUGGCAGCAGGGACGUGGCCCUGGCUAGUCAGCCUGCAGAUGAAUGGGGUCCACAUCUGUGGCGGCACUCUCAUCACAGAGAAAUUCGUCAUGAGCGCAGCCCAGUGCUUCAACAGCUCUCAGCUUAAUAGCAGCCAGUGGACAGUGGUUCUGGCUAUGAAUGUGUCAGUGGAGGUGUCCAACAUCACUCUGAGCAACCUGCCGGGUCCCAACAUCGCUGUGCUCCGCCUGGCCACCAGCGUAAACCUGACCAACUACAUUCAGCCCGUAUGCCUGGAGCUGGACAAUACCGCCCUCAAAACUGGGACACAGUGCUGGGUGACGGGAUGGAGGGGCAUCCAGGGAGGAGUCCCAGAUAUUCAGCAGCAGAAUACAACAGUGGCAGAUUGUGGAGGCAGUGCAUCUUCUUCCAACAUCUGUAUCAGAGCUGUGACAUUGCAGCAGGGUGAUGCAGGUGACCCAUUACUCUGCAAACUGGGGAGCACCUGGUUCCAGGCUGCAGUGAUAACGACCAACACCUCCAGCACCAGCAGGGCCACCUCUCCCCCAGUACAGGCCUUUACUAAGAUGUCUCAAUUCAAAACUUUCAUCCUAAACACUGUUGGCAUUCUGUCCCCAAACUCUGCUGCAGCAAUUCGCUUCAACAUCAUCAUCCCUUUCCUGCUGCUUCUCCUCUCUCUCCCCACCCCACUCUCAUCCAUAUACCUUCUGCCCAUCUGAACCAAAUUUCAGGUAGCAGCCUAAUGUACUUGCAUGUGAAUGAUUAGCCAUUGGUGAUUGUGGCUGACUUGGAUCUCACAAUAGGAGACAUGCAGUAUACAGUAUGGCUGAUUAUGAGACAUGUUCAUAUUAAUUUAAAUACAUUUACCCUAUAUCUCAUUCUCUCUUUUUUGUAUGGUGCUCUGCCUUGAUCUUCAGAGUAAAAAACAAAAUGCAUUUACAGUAAAUGUUUUGCAGUAUGAUAUAAGCAGAUAUGCACAAAUGUGGCAUUGUGGGCACUGUUCCUAGACAGACACCAUUUUGCAUGCAUCUCCAUAUUUCUAUAUCAGAAAAUUUGAUCAAUAAUCACCGUACCUUUGUAAAAUAACACUCUUAUUAGUGGUAAAAAUUGUUUCACAGCGAGGGCAAGGACAGAGGCAAAUGCAUUAUUAAGGAAACUAUAAGCAGGGGCCAAAACGGAGUUGGCGAGGACAGAGGACACAGAGGUUUAUAUAGAUUCCAACCCCUCCCCUUGGGACAAUUAAUCUAACAAUUAUCUUCCUCAAUACAAUACAUCCCACAUACACAGUUCUAAAAUAUACCAUCCAAACCACAAUUUUAUUCGGAUUUAUUCAUAAUUCCAACAAGGACUAAAAUAUCAGUUUUAUUGUAAUAUGUAAAAAUUCUCCCCCCCCCUCCCCACUUGGUUUUACCCAACAAUUGUGAACACCCUUCCCCUCCCAAAUCACACAAUUGCAAUGGUACAAUCCAUGCACAAUCGUUUGUCAGAAUCCAUAGUGGAAGAGAAAUACCCAAGAUAUCUGCAUCCUCCCCAUCACUAUACUUAAUUUUAUAUAAUGUUGGCCAAUUAAUAUUAACAUACAGUAACAUAACAAUAUUGUCAGGUUCCAAUCCGUGACAAGUAUAAAGGUCACAGAUUCUGUUGCGUGGUGGGAAAGUAACACACUAAAGUGGUCAGGAGCUACAAAAGUUCCCGGUUGAGACGGCCCAGCAACUUGGAACGAGGAACUAGGUUCCUGAGCUUUGUUGGGAAAGCACCUUAACUAACCUUGGACUACUCAUAAUUGGCAUUGUUAGGUCUGAUCACUCGCAGCUAUAGCCCCAAACAUUUUUAAGCCUAGCCUUGAGUAUUUUUGCACUGAAAAAGUGGGAAGGGUCUGUUUGGAGAUGGAAAAAGGAGAUGUUACAGCAAAUCAACACACAGACUGUGUAACAGAACAGAACUUGACUUUCAGCGUCCGAAGGACAGGGGAGUAAUCAAGUGCUACACAGUGCACAAAAAGUUGGAAGUCACAUGCAUCCAAAUGAAGAACUCCAGUUUUAAAAACCUAUAUGUUUUCUCAAUUUCAGAGAGUUUGAGUGGUUCCUGUAUGAUUCUGUGUUUACUGAUUCUGUUCUGAUCCAAGACUCUGAGUCCUGUCCUCCAGAUGUCUGUCUGUGCCUCACUCCUCGCCUGACCUGUGUCUGUUUUACUGACUCUUUGCAUCCUGUUUUUGCUUGUACUGGCUUUGGGCCUGGAUUCCCUGGUCAUGAGUUUGCCUGCCAUUAAACCUUUUGGUUUUUUUUA